Daucus carota subsp. sativus is the source of this 2463-nucleotide messenger RNA. RefSeq names its product 65-kDa microtubule-associated protein 6. Gene Ontology annotation, molecular function: microtubule binding. The transcript has 12 exons. Gene Ontology annotation, biological process: microtubule cytoskeleton organization. The record is from RefSeq and is a predicted model, not a curated record. Bases 207 to 2024 code for a protein of 605 amino acids. Lineage: Eukaryota; Viridiplantae; Streptophyta; Magnoliopsida; Apiales; Apiaceae. Gene Ontology annotation, cellular component: spindle; cytoplasm.
UAGUUUGAGGAAGCAUCUGUCUUGUGUGGAAGUGGUGAGUUAUGUGUUGGCAUUUCAUUUGACUUGAGAAAAAUAUACAACUAAAACCCCACUAAACCCACCCACCCUCCCACUUUUAAUUUCUCCUUCAUUUUCUUGUCUCUUCUUUCCCUUCCCUUGUGUAAACCUCUGUUUUCCUCUGUUUUUCAGCAACAUUUUUGCACUUAAUGCUUCUGAAAAAACACCCUUCUUGUUCACUUGAAAUGUUGGCUGUGGGAACUACUUAUGGUGGCUUUACAAGCAGCAGCUGCACUUCUUUGAUAAGGGAACUUCAGCAAAUAUGGAGUGACAUUGGUGAGACUGAGGCUGACAAAGAGAGCAUGUUGGUGGACUUGGAGAGGGAGUGCCUGGAAAUUUAUAGGAGGAAGCUCGAGGAGGCUGCAAAUACGAAGGCUCGUCUUCAUCAAUCGGUUGCUACUAAGGAAGCUGAAUUGGCUACCCUUGUGGCUGCUCUCGGAGAACUUAACAUUUCAACAAAGAAGAAGAAAGCGACGACCCUAAAAGAUCAGCUCAUGUUAAUUUCACCUAUAGUCGAAGAUCUGAAACUAAAGAAAGAGGAGAGGCUGAAGCAAUUUUCGAACAUGAAGACACAAAUCGAUAGGAUCACUGCAGAGAUUUCAGGAUACAGUAAUCUUGCCAAUUCUGGAUUAACAUUAGAUAUGGAGGAACAAGAUCUAUCACUCAGAAAGCUAAAUGAAUACCAGACAUGUCUUCGGGCCAUUCAAAAGGAAAAGUCUGAACGCCUCCAAAAGAUUAUGGAAUACGUGAAUGAGGUGCAUAUCUUGUGUGGUGUUCUUAAAAUAGAUUUUAGCAGAACCGUGAAGGAUGUACAUCCAAGCUUACACACUACAAGUUUAGAUCAGUCCAGAAGCAUCAGUGAUAGUACACUGGAAGGUCUAGAGCAGGCCAUCCUUAAGUUGAAAACAGAAAGAAAAGUUCGAUUUCAGAAGCUGAAAGAUAUAGUUGCAGCAGUAUCUGAACUUUGGAAUUUGAUGGACUCAACAAGAGAAGAGAAACAUAAAUUUGCCAAAAUUAUCUCUAUAUCAUCAGAAACAGAAUUUGUAGAACCGGAUUCCCUUUCUAUGGAGAUAAUUGAACAGGCAUCAGCGGAAGUUGAGAGGCUCACCAAGUUGAAAGCAAGCAGAAUGAAAGAACUGGUUGUGAAGAAGAGAUCAGAGCUAGAAGAUAUAUGUCGUAAGACGCAUAUUGUACCUGAUUCAAAUACAGAUGCUGACAAAUCUCUCGUGAUGAUCGAUUCUGGUCUUGUGGAUCCUUGUGAACUCUUGACAAGUAUCGAAGGACAAAUAGACAAAGCUAAAGUUGAAGCAUUGAGCCGAAAGGGAAUUAUUGAUAGGAUAGAGCGAUGGCUGUCAGCAUGUGAAGAGGAAAACUGGCUUGAAGAUUAUAACCUAGACCAUAGCCGAUACAGUGCUGGAAGGGGUGCACAUAUAAAUCUUAAGCGUGCAGAACGUGCUAGAAUAACAGUUACUAAGAUUCCAGCAAUGGUUGAUAAUCUAAUAACAAAGUCUCUGACAUGGGAAAGUGAGAGAAGAAAACAAUUUCUUUACGAUGGGUCGCGAUUGGUGUCUAUACUGAAUGAUUAUAAGGUUACCAGACAACAAAAAGAGGCGGCAAAGAAGCAAUACAGGGACCAAAAGAAGCUCCAGGACUUGCUACUGAUAGAAAAAGAAUCCUUGUAUGGAUCAACACCUAAUCCUAGAAGAAGCCUUAGUUUCAGAAAGUCAAAUGGCUAUCAUGCUAACGGAAAUGGUUCUAUGACUCCCGCACCUCGCAGGAGCUCAGUUGGAUGUGCAACUCCAGGACUGCAAACCCCGCGUUCAUAUUCAGGACGACAUAUUGGGCCUUUUACUGAGAUGAGAAGACUGUCUACUGGACCACUGAACUUUGUGGCCACGGGAAAAGAAGAUAUCAUAUCUUUUUCAUCUGUUUGUGGUUCUGAGCCAGAGUCUCCCCAUCAGGGUUGAAUUUGGAACUUAAACCGUACCAGCAACAUGCGAUAUGGAUCAAGUAAACAACAGAAUGCUGGUUUCGAAGUAUCAAAAAGAUUGUGAAUAUUAAGUGAGAAUAAUCAGCACUAGUGUAUGUAUGAUUGUAGAACUACUUGGACAGUGAUGACUGACAUUUGAGGACCUGCAUUGCUUGAUUUAGAGAACUAUAAAGAUGUGGGAAGUGAUUGAUCGAACGUUGUGGAUAUGCUACUUCUUUUUUAGACUGACAUCCGUGUGUUAGGAAAGAUGCAACCAAUUGGUCACGUGUGAUGAGAUUGUGAUUUUGUAAAUAUGUCUGCAUUAUUUAUUGUUGUCCAGUGCAAUGUGCUGCAGGAACUUCAUUUUUUUUCUUGAAGCAGGUUUGUUUGAUUUCAAGGGGUGGUAAUAGUAAUAUUAUUAUCCCGUUCCAAAUGCA